Messenger RNA from Orycteropus afer afer, 946 nucleotides. RefSeq names its product repetin (gene RPTN). Lineage: Eukaryota; Metazoa; Chordata; Mammalia; Tubulidentata; Orycteropodidae. The record is from RefSeq and is a predicted model, not a curated record. Gene Ontology annotation, cellular component: cornified envelope. The annotation marks the transcript as partial. The transcript has a single exon.
CAUGAUCAAACAGACAGACAAGGCCAGAGUUCCCACUAUGGUCAGACAGACAGACAAGAUCAGAGUUCCCACUAUGGACAGACAGACAGACUAGGCCAGAGUUCUCACUGUGGCCAGACAGAAAGACAAGGCCUAAGUUCUCACUAUGGUCAGACAGACAGACAAGGACUGAGCUCUCAGUAUGGCCAGACAGACAGACGAGGCCAGAGUUCCCACUGUGGACAGACAGACAGACAAGGCCAGAGUUCCCACUGUGGACAGACAGACAGACAAGGUCAGAGUUCCCACUAUGGUCAGACAGAUAGACAAAGCCAGAGUUAUCACUAUGAUCAGAGAGAAACUGGGGAAACCCAAAUACAAGGGCAAAAAAGGUAUUUCCAAGGGAGUGAGGGAACAAGAAGAGACUCAUAUGUUGAGCAAUCAGGAAGGUCAGGGACACAAAAUCAACAGGCUCAAGGAUUCCAGAAUAGUCACCAGGUAUGGGAGGGGCAGCCUGAGGAGGAUACUCAACACAACCAAUACAAACUCUUGGCACAAAUCCAGCAAGGAAGGUCACUCUGCCACAAAGGAAGAGACCAGCAAUCAUGUGACAGGGAACAGAGCCACAAACAGGCCCAGAACCAGCAGAGCUAUAGUGAGGGGGCAAGCCACCAGACAGAGGAGAGGCAUCAAAGCUGGGGUAGACAGAGCCAUGAGGGUCAGGAAAGUCAGGCACAGAAUAGGCAAACCCAUGAAGAGGAACAAAGCUGUCACAGGCAGGACAGGCAAACCCCUGAACAUGAGCAGAACCAUCAGAGACAGGACAGGCAAACCCAUGAACGUGAGCAGAACCGUCAGAGACAGGACAGGCAAACCCAUGAACGUGAGCAGAACCGUCAGAGACAGGACAGACAAAGUCAUGAACAUGAGCAGAACCAUCAGAGACAGGACAGGGAAACCCCUGAAU